Molecule: messenger RNA, 636 nt
Organism: Acytostelium subglobosum LB1
Lineage: Eukaryota; Evosea; Eumycetozoa; Acytosteliales; Acytosteliaceae
Exons: 3
Biological process (GO): ubiquitin-dependent protein catabolic process
Cellular component (GO): endoplasmic reticulum
Molecular function (GO): ubiquitin protein ligase activity; metal ion binding; ubiquitin-like protein conjugating enzyme binding
Source: RefSeq, a predicted model, not a curated record
ACAGAAAUAAUGUCUACACCAUUUAAUGAUGAUGUUGACAAUACAUCAAUUCUUGAUCAACCAAUACUGAGGAGAAGAAUAAGCACAAGUACUACAUCUACAUCAUCGUCAACUACAGAUACAUCAUUGUCGUCAUCGUCAUCAUCUACAUCAUCAUCUCAAGACAGACCAAUGAGUGAUGAUGGAAUGUUUGAAUGUAAUAUAUGCUUUGAUAAUGUCUCUGAACCAGUUGUCACUCAAUGUGGACAUCUAUUCUGCUGGUCAUGUAUAUUCCAAUGGCUACAACAUAACCCAAGUCAACAAUGUCCAGUGUGCAAGGCACCAGUGACAGAGGAGAAGCUGAUACCAAUAUAUGGACGAGGUAGUAAUAAGACAGAUCCUCGAAAGAAUAGAACUAUUCCACAACGUCCACCUGGACGACCUGAACAGGCUCGACCCAAUGCUAACGGACGGGCUCCACCAUACUUCCAAGAUAUAUUUGGAACCAACCAAUGGAACACUCAACUUGGAGGCGUGUCCUUCUCUGCAGGUUUUGGUUUCUUCCCUGGUCUAUUUGGUCUUCACUUUUAUGUAAGUUGGAGGUCUCUCCUUCGCUCUUAUUCAUUCACUCAUUCAUUCAUUCACUCAUUAAUGUAG